AUGGCACACUACCACUCGGACGACAGGUCGUCCAAGGACGAGUACGAGCACGACCCGCACGCCGCUGCCGGCGGCUACGCGCACCAGCAGCCGUACUACGGCUCCAACGGGAACAAGGGCGACCUCGCGUCCAACACGUAUGCGCGCGAGCCGCUGUCCGAGGUGUCGUCGGCAGACGACUACAAGGACAUUGACCCCACCUCGGGCGUCAAGCGCGGCCUCAAGACGCGCCACCUGUCCAUGAUGGCGCUUGCGGGGAUUAUCGGUCCUGGACUGCUCAUCGGCUCUGGAGGCGCGCUCAAGAACGGCGGGCCCGCGUCGCUGAUCAUCGGCUUUGGUGUCAUCGGCAUCAUUGCCUUCUCGAUCAUGCAAAGUCUCGGAGAACUCACCACGCUCUACCCCACCGGCGGCGCCUUCACCCACCUCAGCGACCGCUUCGUCGACAAGGCGUUCGGGGCUGCCGUAGGCUGGAACUACUUCAUUAUCUGGGCAUGCGUUCUUGCCAACGAAUACAACGCUUUGAGCUCGAUCAUGGUCUUCUGGAGCGACAAGGUGCCGCUCUGGGGCUAUUUCCUGAUCUUCUGGUUCGCAUUCACGGCCUUCCAGAUGCUCGGCGUCGAGUCAUUCGGCGAGGCAGAGUUCUGGCUCGCCCUGAUCAAGCUCGUCGGCCUAGUCGCCUACUUCCUCUUUUCGAUCAUCUACGUCGGCGGCGGCGUCAAGGGCGUGCCGGCCCUCGGCGCAAAGUACUGGCACGACCCGGGCCCGUUCAACGGUAACGGCUUCCGCGGCGUCGCGACCGUGUUCGUCUUCUGCUCGACCUUUUACGCCGGCGUCGAGAGCGUCGCUGUCGCCGCUACCGAGACCAAGAACCCCGGCCGCGCGGUGCCCCUCGCCAUCCGCCAGGUCUUCUGGCGCAUCAUCUUCAUCUACAUGGGCUCGGCCAUCUUCUUCGGCCUCACCUGCCCCGCCAACUCGGACGGCCUCGUCAACGGCAAGUCGCGCGCGCUCAAGUCGCCCAUGACCAUCGCGAUUCAGACCGCCGGCUGGCACGGCGGCGUGCACCUGAUCAACGCCUUCAUCCUCAUCACCUGUAUCUCGGCCGUCAACUCGUCCAUCUACAUUGGCUCCCGUACCCUCCUCUACAUGGGCCAGGACGGCAAGGCGCCCAAGUUCCUGGGCUGGACGAGCAAGCGCGGCGUGCCGAUUCCCGCCAUCCUGCUCACGAACGCGUGCGGCGCGCUGUCCAUGAUGAACGUGUCCACUGGCGCCGGAAAGGCGUACAGCUACAUUGUCAACCUGUCCGGCGUGUCCACCUUCCUCGUCUGGGGCGCGAUCAGCUUCACGCACAUCCGUUUCCGCAAGGCAUGGCACGCGCAGGGCCACACGACGGAGGAGCUGCCGUUCAAGUCGUUCGGAUACCCGUACAACGCGUGGUUCGGCCUCGUGGCCAACGUCUUCCUCGCGCUCGUGCAGGGCUGGUCGACGUUCUCGCCGUUCGUCGCUGGCGACUUUGUCGACGCGUACAUUCUCCUCCCGCUCUUCGGCAUCAUCUACUUUGGCUUCAAGAUCAUCAACAAGACGCACUUCUGGCGUGCGCACGAGAUUGACCUCGACACCGGCCGCCGCAGGGACGUCGACGACGCGGGUGCAGGCCGCCAAGCCUCGGGCCAGCGCAAGGGCUUCUGGGGUCGUAUCGCCGAGAACUUUUAACUGCUAUUAGACUGUACAUAUAGUGAUGCCACUGGGCUCUAUCUCUCUCCCUACGCUCGCUGCUAGCUCUGCUGCACGCCGUACCACGCGAGACCCGCCACACCGCCGCCCAUGACACUGAGCCAAGGCGGGGAUCCAAACGUCCGGCUCGCGACGAAUGUGCCCGAGCUGACCACGGCCCAGAACGGGUCGGAAGUCAGC
Vanrija pseudolonga is the source of this 1911-nucleotide messenger RNA. Its product is annotated as General amino acid permease AGP3. Gene Ontology annotation, molecular function: amino acid transmembrane transporter activity. Gene Ontology annotation, cellular component: membrane. Gene Ontology annotation, biological process: amino acid transmembrane transport. The transcript is spliced from 4 exons. The record is from RefSeq and is a predicted model, not a curated record. Lineage: Eukaryota; Fungi; Basidiomycota; Tremellomycetes; Trichosporonales; Trichosporonaceae. The coding region runs from base 1 to 1710 and encodes 569 amino acids.